Exophiala mesophila is the source of this 2996-nucleotide messenger RNA. RefSeq lists its product as uncharacterized. Gene Ontology annotation, biological process: regulation of transcription by RNA polymerase II; DNA-templated transcription. Gene Ontology annotation, molecular function: RNA polymerase II cis-regulatory region sequence-specific DNA binding; DNA-binding transcription factor activity, RNA polymerase II-specific; zinc ion binding. NCBI's taxonomy places the organism in Eukaryota, Fungi, Ascomycota, Eurotiomycetes, Chaetothyriales, Herpotrichiellaceae. Gene Ontology annotation, cellular component: chromatin. The record is from RefSeq and is a predicted model, not a curated record. The transcript has 2 exons. The coding region runs from base 1 to 2871 and encodes 956 amino acids.
AUGGCCGAUCACGUCGAUAAACGCCCAAGGCUCGAUCAGUCGCAAGACGCGGCCACCAUGAGUCAUGUCUCCUCGAGCAAUGAUGGGCCAACACCUGCGACAAAACCCCAUUCCUCCAGGUCGGAGCACCGUCGUCGCUUUGAAUGCACCUAUGCUGGAUGUGGCCGGCAUUAUUCACGCGCAGAGCACCUAUACCGCCAUCAGCUAAACCAUAAUCCCAAGGAAAUAUUCAAGUGUGAUUUCCCCGGCUGCUCCCGGACUUUUGUGAGACAGGACUUGUGUAUCAGACAUAGAGAGCGCCAUGAAAGCCGUGGCAAGUUGUCCUUGGGUCAAAAUUCCAGCACUCGAGAACCUUUAUCGCCACGCUCGUCUGUCAGCGACGAUGCGACCUCACCAUCGCGGAAUACGUUUGCCCCACCAAUGCCCGUUUCUAACACUGUUCAGCCUUCCAUGGUCCAUCGUUCCUCCUUCUCCGAGCCAAAAUCCAAACCUAUGGAGCCCCCAGCGUCCGUCUCUCACGCUUCUCCUGACUUGAGCCGUACCACAAGCCAUCAAUCGCAGAAUCCCCCUCCCGUCCAGUCUCUACACGAUUCGUCCGCCAGUCCUGUGAACCAGACUUCUCUCCAGUCCGGCGUCUACGGCUUGUCGCGGAUUCCAUCUGGUGCUGGGUUGCCGCACGAACGUUCUCUGAGCUUCAGUGAUGCUGCCUUCAACAUGCUCGACUCGAAUGGCGUAGGCAAACGCCCCCAGGCUCAGAGGGCUCAAUCAUCUAAUGAGAACAAACUCCCCGAGAGUUCUAUGCCUCCUUUUUCAAUAGCGAGCUUUGGAGAGCAGAGCUUCAACGAUUCCCCAAAUUCGAUCAGGGAUGAGUUCACAGCUUGGCUCUUUGACGAUGGCGCUAAUCUCCCCCCGACUGGUUUCCCAAUGGGCGUGCAGUCGACCUUGGGCUUCCAGAACUUCAAUGACUCGUUCAGCAGCGGCAUCUACACCAAUUACUUUGCCGACCCCGCCUUGGAAAACGCAUACCCGGGCAUGAUGUUUCAACGUCAACCCGAACCUGCGAACAAGCUCCCUGAGCUCUCUAAUGACACCAGCCUCCUCUCGUACUCCAAGCGCAAAGCCCUUUUGACAUUGAUGGAAUUUCGUUUCAACGACUCUGACAAUUUAUACAUUCGACAGCUCAGAGAAGAGAUCUUUCAGGGAAAUCUAGACGCAGAGGAACACGUGCUCAGCGUACGAUCAUUGCAACAUUAUAUCGGCUCUUACUGGUAUCAUUUCCAUGCUCAGAUGCCCAUCCUCCAUCAGCCGACAUUCUCUGCCGAUGACACUCAUGACUUCCUUCUCUUAGCUGUUAUGGCUAUUGGCGCAGCAUAUUUGAACAAAGCUCAUGGCCGUCAAGUCACCGAUGCUGCGGCACGUUUAGCAACAUUCAUCGCCUGGCAUUUGCGCUGGCAGGUAUUUAUGCACAACGACUUCCACCCUCCAGCGAAGCUAUGGGUGUUUCAAACUUUGUUGCUGCUCGAAGUGUAUGAGAAAAUGAAUGCCACGAGGGCUUUACACGAACGUUCUCAUAUUCACUAUGCAACCACGAUCAAUUUGAUGAGACGUGGGACCAACCUGAUUGAGACACACCCGGACGGAAGCCGGGCUCCUUCUACGCCCGAGGAAUGGUGGAGCCGAUGGAUCAAAGCAGAAGCCACGCGGCGCGCCGCAUACGCCGCAUUCUACCUCGACGCAGUUCAUGCCACCAUGUUCGGACAUGCGGCCAUGAUGGUGGUCCACGAAAUACGAUUGCCGCUGCCCUGUGAUGACGCACUUUGGUCUGCUACGUCAGCAGCAGAGGUCAGCCGAGUUGAAGCAAGCUUACAUGCCAAUGGCGUCAAGCCAACCACGUUUCUAGAUGGACUCAAGAAGACACUGACGGGCAGAAAAGUCCGGACCAACAACUUUGGCCGGAUGAUCUUGAUGGCCGGCCUUAUGUCGGUCGCGUGGCAUAUGAAUCAACGAGAUCUUCAAGUCACCAGCCUUGGGGUGUCUCAAUCCAUGGGUGUCCCUGGCGAUGGCUGGCGAAACCCUCUCACCAAAGCAUUUGAAUUCUGGAAGAAGGAUUUCGACGAAAGUAUCGAGCACAUGCGGAAGGCUUCCUUGCCAUGGCAGAAACCUGACGCUGCAUCCGGUGAGGAGGACAUGGCUAAAGCAGCCAAUAUGCUCCAUCACUUGAGCCACAUGACCAUGCACGUCGACAUUAUGGACUGCCAGAUAUUUGCUGGCACCAAGAGACUCUUUGGCCGCAACAUCAACAACUCAGACUAUGAGAGAGUCAAGUCCAAGAUGUUUGAGUGGGCCAAAGGUCCAGGCGCUAGAGUCGCCGUAUUCCACGCCCUCCAACUUCUCAAGCCUGUCAUAUCCGUUGGCAAGGAUGGGAGCAAGAAGCUUUACAGCGCUCGUGAUGACUACAUCCUCACGCGCCCGUGGAACUUGUACUUUGCUGCACUUGUUGUAUGGUGUUAUGGGUUCGCUCUCGACGGCGUUUUGAGACCUUUCCCUAGCUUGAUCCAAGCAUCCGUCUCGCCAAAUCCCAUGUCAAACUUGGCACAUGCUUCCAGUCACUCGAUGUUGAACAUGGCCCACGACGGAAGCGACUCGGAGCUAGAUGUCGUGGUAAAGGAUGCACAAGCUUUCUUUUCCACGAUCGGGGGCGUCAAAACUCCUCAAGCUCUAGAGUCCUUCAAGGAUGGCAGGAACAACAUAGUUGGAGUGUUGGCAAUAUUGGAACUCGCAUUUCGUGAUUCCAGAUGGGAACUCUUGCACGAAGCCGCCAACCUCCUCCGAAACGCAAUCAUGUUGUUAAGGGGAGCCAAUCGCACGUAGGGUUGAAAGUUGUAUAUGUGCGGGUGUCCGUGAGGCUAUUGCAUUGUUUUAGACAAACCGAAUCACAUGGCGUCAAAGGCAGCGCGGACUCCGAGCGGCCAGAGAAUCAUGCGACAGGGAGUCAC